CCGCGUCAUCAGCUGGAGACAAGAUGGCCGGUGGGCAGUUGAAGUCCGGUUCUGGAGUCAGUGUGCAGCUUGGGCGACGUUGCGUCCUCGCCGCCGCUGGCUUCACUCACUGGUAAAGCACUGCCGACUAAGAGAUUCACAGGGGGAAGAGAUAGAGAGAAUAAUUUCCUUUAGAGGAGGCGGCGGAGGAAGAAAGGGAAAUUCCCCGGCUGCCUGUCACCAGCGGAGACCUCGCUUAGCGCUGAGUUGGAGUCUUUGUGACUGACUGGGUCUCCAGCACUCGGCCAUGUAUUUCCUGAGCGGCUGGCCCCGGAGGCUGCUGUGUCCCCUCAAGGGCUCGGAGAAGCCGUUUCACAUUCAGCCUGACUCGCGGAGGCUGGUGUUCGCACUCCUGUCGCAGACACAGAUCAGCCUAUGGUACAGCAGGCCCAGUGUUUUAAUUGUAAGCUACAAGGAAUCUGCAAAGGCAGCUUCACAGUUUGGAUCAUAUGAAAGGACAGAAUGGAAGCCUGACAGCAGCAUGAUUGCAGUUGCGACUACAAAUGGAUACAUCUUACUCUUUGACAUUGUGUGCUCAGGACAAGAGAAAUGCUUAUAUGAACCAGUAUAUCCCAAAGGAAAUCCAAGAGUCAAAGUCACUCCAGGUUAUAAGGAGGAACAAUGUGCUCCAUCCCUAACUGUGGAGAUGAAGAAAGUGCUCGAUUUCCAAGCAAAAAUCACAAGUUUGCAGUCCAUGCAGGACGAUUUGGUCAUUGCUACUAAUGAUGGGAUACUGCACCUUAUUCAUUGGGAUGGCUUGACAAAUGGAAGGAAAGCCAUUAAUCUUUGUUCAGUCCCAUUUUCUGUAGACCUGCAGUCUUCGAGAGGUCCUUCAUUAGAUUUUGAAUCUGUACAUAUUCAAGACAUGGAAUAUGGGUCAACUCUUGAUGGUUUUGCUGUGGUUUUUGAUGAUGGUCGGAUUGGUUUCGUUACUCCUGUGUCCAGUAAACUUACAGCUGAAAACUUGCAUGGUGUGUGGGCACAAGAAAUAACCGAUGGUACUUGUGUGGCUGUAAACAACAAGUACAAAUUAAUGGCCUUUGGGUGUGCCAAUGGUUCAGUUUUAGUUUACACAAUGGAUACAACUACAGGAGCUAUGCAGUUGUCCCACAAGUUGGAAUUAACUCCUAAACAUUACCCUGAUAUUUGGAACAAGACUGGGGCAGUGAAACUAAUCAGAUGGUCACCUGAUUGUAGUGUUGCUAUGGUAACAUGGGCUUGUGGAGGCUUAUCCUUAUGGAGUGUUUUUGGUGCUCAUCUAUUUUGCACACUGGGUGGAGAUUUUGCGCAUUAUUCUGAUGGGACCAAAAAGGAACCUAUGAAAAUCAGCUCUAUGAGUUGGGGUGCUGAAGGCUAUCACCUUUGGGCCAUUUCCAGUGAUAGUACUCAAGUGGGAAAUGACUUGGAGAACAAAAAUGUAGUACAGCAAGCAGAAAUUCUGCAGUUCCAAUUCAUCAAAAGCGCUUUAACAGUCAAUCCCUGCAUGAAUAACCAAGAGCAAGUACUUCUUCAAGGAGAAGAUCGACUGUAUUUGAACUGUGGUGAUGCGUUGCAAAAUCAAAAUUCAAGUACUGCAGCAGCAAAUUCAGGCCAUCAGCCAGUCAGGGAAAAGAAUCCUCUCUAUAAUGACAUUCUAGUUCCUCAGGGUUUAAGCACUUUAUUAGGACACAGGCACUGGCAUGUUGUACAGAUCCAUAGUACCUAUCUAGAAAGUAACUGGCCAAUAAAGUUUGCAGCAAUAGACCAGCUGGGUCAGUGUGUUGCUGUAGCAGGCAAAUAUGGAAUUGCGCACUAUGCUUUGUUUACGAGGAAAUGGAAGCUUUUUGGAAAUAUUACCCAGGAACAGAAUAUGGCUGUGACUGGUGGUCUCGCAUGGUGGAAUGACUUCAUUGUUUUAGCCUGUUAUAAUUUGGUCGACCAACAGGAAGAGCUACGACUUUAUCUCCGGUCUUCCAACCUUGACAAUGUUUUUGCUCAUAUUACCAAAGUGCAAUCAGAGACUUUGCUCAUAAAUGUCUUCAAGGACAUGGUGAUUUUGUUUAGAGUGGACUGCUCUAUCUGCUUAUACAGUAUUGAUCGAAAAGAUGAUGGUCCUAAUCCCACUGCCAGUGUUCAAGUUCUUCAGGAGGUAUCCAUGUCACGUUACAUCCCACACCCUUCACUCGUGGUAUCAAUAACUUUGACCUCUGUGAGAACAGAGACAGGCAUCACCUUGAAAAUGCCACAGCAGGCCUGUGCUGCAGAGAGCAUUAUGCUCAAUUUAGCAGGUCAGCUUAUCAUGCUACAAAGGGAUCGAUCAGGUCCUCAGGUACGAGAGAAGGACAGCGUUUCCAAACAAAAGAAGCUUCUCCCUUUCUGUGCUCCGGUGGUGCUUGCCCAGUGUGUUGAAAACGUAUGGACCACCUGUCGAUCUAACAAACAGAAGCGUCAUUUGCUGGAAGCUCUCUGGCUUAAUUGUGGAGAAGCAGGGAUGAAAGUCUGGCUCCCUCUUUUUCCUAGAGACAAUCGCAAGCCACAUUCCUUUCUUUCCAGACGGAUCAUGUUGCCUUUCCAGAUCAAUAUCUAUCCCCUGGCUGUCCUAUUCGAGGAUGCCUUGGUCCUUGGUGCAGUGAACGAAACUGUACUGUAUGACAACUUAUACACACGCAACAAUGAAAAAGAACCUUUGGAAGUCCUAUUCCCUUUCUGUACUGUUGAGAGGACCUCCCAAAUCUACCUCCAUCAUAUUCUUCGCCAGCUCCUGGUCAGAAACCUUGGUGAACAGGCUUUGCUUCUAGCUCAGUCUUGUGUCACAUUACCAUACUUUCCUCAUGUACUGGAACUGAUGCUUCAUGAAGUAUUGGAAGAAGAAGCUACCUCCCGGGAACCUAUUCCUGAUCCUCUGCUUCCAACUGUGGCAAAGUUCAUCACUGAAUUUCCUCUUUUUCUCCAGACAGUAGUUCACUGUGCUAGAAAGACUGAAUAUGCCUUGUGGAAUUAUUUGUUUGCUGCUGUAGGCAACCCAAAAGAUUUGUUUGAAGAGUGUCUGUUGGCACAAGAUUUGGACACUGCUGCAUCUUAUCUCAUCAUCUUGCAGAACAUGGAGGUCCCUGCGGUCAGUAGACAGCACGCCACACUGCUUUUCAGCACAGCUCUGGAACACGGAAAGUGGGAUCUUUGCCGUCAUAUGAUCCGUUUCUUGAAAGCCAUUGGUGCAGGAGAAUUGGAGACCCCUCCACCAACUCCAACCCAUCAGGAACCCAGUUCAACUGGUGGUUUUGAGUUCUUCAAACAUAGAAGCAUCAGUUUUUCACAGUCAGUGGAAGGCCUCAGUGCUAGUAAAUUUAAUCUGCAGAAGACAUUAAGCAUGCCUUCAGGGCCCUCUGCCAAAAGGUGGAGUAAAGAUGUUGACAAUGCUGAGAAUAUGUAUAUAGAUGAGAUGCUUUGGCGUCAUGCACGAAGACUGCUGGAAGAGAUGAGACUAAAAGAUCUCAGCAGCUUUGCUGCACAGUUGGGAUUUGAGCUUAUUGGCUGGCUCAGCAAAGAAAGAACUCGGGCAGCUCGAGUUGAGGAUUUUGUUAAGGCUUUAAAAAGACUACAUAAUGACUUUCUUUGGCCAGUUCCUGUUAUUCCUUCCAGCUGUUUAGUAAAUUCACCAUUCAAAAAUGGCAAAUAUAAAACAGUUGGAGAACAGUUUCUUAACUCUCAGUCAACUGAGACUUUUGUAACCAGUGAUUUGGAGAGUGGAGUCAUAAAUGCACAUGCUGGCCACAUCUGUCUUAGCCUUAAUACUGCACACACGCAAACAGAUUCUGGCUCAUUGCAAGGACCUCAGACGCAAGAUGCAAUUCUGUCACCAUUACUUUCAAAAGGUGAUGAAUGCAGUAUCGGAUCAGCGACUGAUCUUACAGAAACCAGUUCUAUGGUCGAUGGUGACUGGACUAUGGUGGAUGAAGGUUUUUCUGCACUCAGUCUAACACAGUCUGAUUUGGAAUAUAUAUCAAUGGAGUUGGCCAACAAAGGCCCUCGCAAGUCACAGGUUCAGUUAAGGUAUCUGAUGCACAUUUUUAUGGAAGCUGGCUGUUUGGAGUGGUGUAUGAUUAUAGCCCUUAUUCUUCGAGAUUCCGCUGUGAUCUGUCAGAUAAUCAGUUCAGUCCAACACUCUGAAGUUCCCACGGACAUUUUGCAGGGUAUAAAAAGUGGGAUGCUAGCUGUGGAUGGAUGGGCUUUAGCAGAUUGCCCUGGAUACAAGCCAUUUCUGAAUCGUAUAAAGCCCCAGCUGCAGAAAUUGAACGAGAUCACAGAGGAGCAGAUUCAGCCUGAAGCUUUUCAGCCUUUGAGCCGGGUCAGCAUAUCAAAGACAGUGGAGGCCCCCAGCUCUUGGACAGAGGACAAUAGAAAUGCUGCAAGUCAUAUUAACGGUAGCCAGAAUGAUGGCAGUGGGAUUACCAGCAGGCCGGAAGAUGACGGUCAAGAGGAAGAAGAGGAGCAGCAACUUGAGGACGAAGGGAGUUAUGAGUGUUCUGUGUCAUGAAUUGGUUAUCUUCAGACAGCUGCACUCCAAACUUUAGAAAUGACAAAUGAAUCACUAGUGCCUUGUGUUAGUGUUGUGCACAUGCCUUACUGCGUACUAGAGAAAAUGUGUCUCACUUAGAGGUAUAGAACAUCAAUUUUGAUGUUUCAUGCUCCCUAAAAGUAAAAGCAAUAUCCUGGAGUCACUUCUGGAGUUUGCUGGCAUGUACACCCCCAGUCCAGAGAUCACCCCUGUAAAUGUGAUUUAUCAUUCCCUGUGCUCCCUGGAAUAAUUGAAUGUCCAAGCUGCAAAAUUAUUAGGGAAAAUGAAUUCAUGAUAGUGAGGAUGACUUAUGGAAAAAUAUGUUUCUAAAAACAGUGAUAUUUUAUUGCUGCAUUUGUAGGUACUUGACUCCAUUCCAUUAAUGCUUUUGCAAGAUGCUCUGUGUUUCAAAUGUGGUUUGAUAAUGCUUCUAUUCUGGCAUGACUGAGGGAGUCUCUCAAAGUUUCUCUCAGGACAGAGUAAAAUGUCCCAAAUUCCUGUUCAUUUUUUGGUCAGUCCAGAGAAUUUUAAGGACACAUGCUGCAUAUAACCGAGGUGAAAAAGCAAAAUCUAGGCAAUGUAUUCAUUGGUAGUGGUUUGAGGAAUGGAAUAGCAGAGUGUUUGGAAGCAUUGUAAUAUUUUUAACAUCUGAAUAAUUUGAUUUUUAAGGAUGUUUGAAUUUUGAGUCAAACUACAAGUUAAUCUGUUAUUUUUCUGUGCUCCUGGUGGCUUAGAAAUUCUUACAUAACUGAGCCAUAAUGUAAUGCGGAGACCUGGAAAAUAUAUUUACCACAAGACUUUUCUAUUACUCUUUUGGCAUUGAGUUUUUAAACAUCUAUGUCUGUAAGAAUAACUAAAGCCAGUGACUAUUCCACAGAAAAGUUGCAAAAUACAGAUCUCUUGUAAACAGUCAGGAGGAAAGCGUGAAUUUAAUUUCAAAAGACAGUGUUAUUCUCAAUUAAGCGCAAAUUGCUCUUAUCUUUGCAAAAUAAGAGUUGAUUAAAGUGCUAUAUUAAUUGGAAAGAGGCAAGUCCUCAUUUUCCACAUCAGUGUUCUCUUUUUCUUCUGCAGGUCCUGAAUGUUGCCCCUUUACAACUUGAAGUGAGAAAUGAAAUAUUUUUAAAAUAUUCUUCAAUUGUAUAAGAUAAUUAAUUUCCACUUCAUUUAGAUUGAAUACAUUAUUACAGGGUUCGCAACUAAGGUGUAUGUAAUGCAAACGUAUAUACCCUUUCCACUGUGUUGAUCUUAAGCUGUUAAUAGAUUGUUGGAGACUUAACAAGAGUGUAUACAGCCUCUUGGAGUGGAUUCCUUGGAAAUAAGGUGCCCUUAGAUCCAAGGAUUGCUGCUUAUCAUGAUAGAGUUGUAAAGAAAACAAGCUACCAUUACAGCCACAUAUAUCCCAACAACUUCCUGUGAUUUCUUCUCAGGGGGAUAAGUAAACUGUGCUUUUCACUACUUUAUUCAUGAGAAACAAGCUCCUGGUAACUACAAUUCCCCCUAACAAAGAUUCAAUCUUUCACUUGUCCAUAGUCCUGUUGAUGAUCCUCCUGCAUACAUGUAGAAGAGAAAUGAGCAGAGGCCUUUUGAGGUUGGCCUGAUUCCAAAAUGAAGCACCCUAGUGACAGUAGAUUAGAACCAGAUUUUCUUUCUGAUCCGGACUCAAUAAUCCAAUAACUGAUCCACGUGGACCUUGUUUAUCAAUGAUUCUUGCUUGGGCUGUACCAUUUUUAACCUACAAUGCUAACAUAUUUCAGGGUCUCUAACCAUUUGGAUGUUCCUCGGCUGUUUGGACUUGAAAAGUGGGGAUAUUCCUAUACAAAGUGAAAAUAUGCACUCCAUAUCAAGCAAACAAAUUUUAACAUUAAGAGACUGUUAAACAUGAUGUAUUUCCAUAUGGAUUGAACCCCCGUCUAGCCAAAAAAAAUCAAAGUCAAAACAAAAUCUUUUAUACAAUAGGUAAUGGUUUACUCAAAUAACCCUGCUUGGGUCUUUGAUGAAUUGGCCACUAGUAGCGAGGAGUUGUACAAAUCAUGCUGCUUAGCACUUAUUAACUUGGUUCCCCAGUUAUUGAAUAUUUUACUGACAGAUUGCAUUGUCUUCAGAAAAACUGAUCACUGUUUAUAUGUGGUGUAAGACACAUGCACAACAUUCGUACAAGACUCUUGUGUUCAAGUUGAUUUUAAAACCUGUUGUGUUGGUGCUUUAGGAAUUUUUGUAUAGAUCUUUUUUCUUUAAAAAAAGUGCAUUUCAAAUUCUAUGUAAUGUAUAAUCAUUAACCUCACUGCUCUUGCAGAAGCUGUUUAUAUUGUACAGUGUUCAGGCAGAAUUCCUCGUUUAUGCAUGUGUUGCAUGAGUCUACAGCAGCUGUCACACAUUAGGAACUGUGAUUUUGAUUGAAUUUGAAUUUGGUACCCUAUUGUGAGAUCUUUUGUGUGAUUUGAUUGUAAAAUAAAUACCAUUGCUUUG
Molecule: messenger RNA, 7039 nt
Organism: Chiloscyllium plagiosum (whitespotted bambooshark)
Lineage: Eukaryota; Metazoa; Chordata; Chondrichthyes; Orectolobiformes; Hemiscylliidae
Gene: ric1
Product: RIC1 homolog, RAB6A GEF complex partner 1
Biological process (GO): intracellular protein transport; retrograde transport, endosome to Golgi
Cellular component (GO): Golgi membrane; Ric1-Rgp1 guanyl-nucleotide exchange factor complex; cytosol
Molecular function (GO): protein binding
Source: RefSeq, a predicted model, not a curated record